AUGUCCCUGGAGCAGGGAGACGCCGCGCUGGGGCAGGCUGGCAGGCACAACUACCCCAUCGGCGACGCCGUCAGGACGGAGGUGUUGUGCAACUACCAGCCGCAGGAUGGCGACGCUGGCCAGCUGAGACUCUCCAAGGGCGACAUCGUGUGGGUGCUGGAGCGGCACGAAUCUGGCUGGUGGGGCGGCCACAAGGAGGGCGACGACCUCACGGGUUGGUUCCCGUCCAAGCUGGUCAGGCCCACGACGCCCGGGGACGACUCAGGAGCCCAGCUGGACGAUUCGCUGGUGGACCCGCUGCGGACGAGCGACGGCCGCAUGGUCGCCUCUCCGCAGGUUGGCCACCACCGUCGCAUGGCGGCCAGUGAGGACGCCGCGGAGCUGGCGGAGGCGCGGUCGUGCCUGGAGGUGGCGCAGCAGGAGAUCGAGGCGGAGAGGCUCCGAGCAAAGGAGGCCUCCGCGGCGGCGCUCGAGGCGGCGCGGCGCCUGGCGGUCCUCGAGGCCCAGGCCGCGAUGCAGGAGCAGCAGGUCGAGGCCCUGCGGCAGGAGCUGGCCAAGAGGGAGCAGCACGUGCAGCAGGAGCGGCAGCAGUGGGCCGAGGAGCGGCAGCACCUGCACGCGAGGGCGCAGGAGCGAGACGCCGAGCGCGCCGCCUACGACGCCGAGGUGCGAAAGCUGCAGGACGACAUCAGACGACGCGAG
Molecule: messenger RNA, 702 nt
Organism: Prorocentrum cordatum
Lineage: Eukaryota; Dinophyceae; Prorocentrales; Prorocentraceae
Source: the annotation of a GenBank genome assembly